UCUAGAAGAAAAGAAGAAACAAUUUGAGAUUUUUUUUGUGUGAUUUUUGAUUUUUGUAACCCUUUCAUACGACACCUACGAAAAAGACUGAUUACAAAAAUUUUGAAAUUCAUAGCAAGUAGCCAAACACACUAAUGUGAUAGUGAGAGUGACACGAAAGUGGCGAAAUUUUGCUCGAUUUUUUGACCACAGCGCAUCACCACGGACUAGGACACAACGGACUUCCAGGGAUGGCGCGGUUAUCGGUGUGGGUCCUCGCAGGACUUGCACUGUUCGCCCUCGCAGGGCACGAACUACACGUAAAUGCAGACACACCCACAGAGUACGAGUGCAGGCCGUACAUCGAGAAAGCGAUACAAGACUUGAAGACUGGAACUGACGCAACUGCCAGCCAGGAGGAGGAGGAGAACGUAACGACAGAGGAACCCAGUAGUACGGAAUCACCCGUUGAUGUAACGAGCCAGGAAGAGGAGGACAACACUGCCGCCGAGGAGACCAGUAUUGAGGAAGACGUUCCAGAGAAGACCGAACCGCUGACCGCGUCGGAAGAGGUGCAGGAAGCCAUCUUCGACAACGCGGCAGAACAGGCCGAACAGGAGGAGGAGGAGGCCACCGAGGAGGAGGUCACCGGAAGUGAAGAGGGACUCGAAGAUGAGGACGAGUUGACUGCUUCCGAAGAGGAGCAGGAACAGGAGGCCACUGAAGAGGCCACCGGAAGUGAAGAGGAGACUGAAGACGGUGAGGACGAGUUGACUGCUUCGGAGGAGGAGCAAGAGCAAGAGCAGGAGCAGGAGGCCACCGAAGAGGUCACCGGAAGUGAAGAGGAGACUGAAGACGAGGAAGAGGAAGAGUUGACUGCUUCCGAAGAAGAGCAGGAGCUGGAACAGGAGGCCACUGAAGAGGCCACCGGAAGUGAAGAGGAGACUGAAGACGAGGACGACGAAGAACAGCUGACCGAAAGCGAGGAAGCUGCUGCUGCUGCGUCCGACAACGAGCAGGACGAUGAAGAGUCUGCAACUGAGAGCCAGGAAGAUGUACCAGUCAGUGGGGAGGAGGAUACUGAAACUGACGACGACCAAGACGAUGAGGAAGACGACACAGAAGAUCAAGAAGAUGAUGACGAACAAACUCUGAGUGGCGAAGAGGAACAAGAUGAGGAAGAAGAUGACGAAGAGACAGAUGAGGAGGACGAGCAAGACCAGGAUGAUGAGGAAGACGACACAGAAGAUCAAGAAGAUGAUGACGAACAAACUUUGAGUGGUGAAGAGGAACAAGAAGAGGAAGAAGAUGACGAAGAGACAAAUGAGGAAGAAAACGACGAAGGGGCAGAUGAGGAGGACGAGCAAGACCAGGAUGAUGAGGAAGACGACACAGAAGAUCAAGAGGAUGACGAACAAACGUUGAGUGGUGAAGAGGAAGAAGAUGACGAAGAGACAGAUCAGGAGGAAGAGGAGGACGAGGAGAACCAGGAUGACGAGGACGAUGAGGAGCAAGCCGAUGAGGAGGAGGCAUCUGCUGAACAACACGAGUCCGACGACACUGACGCUAGCCCAGAAGCUGUCGACGCUACCGAGGCUAGCCAGGAGCAGGAAGAAACCGAGGAACUAGACGUCGAGGAGAGCACCGAAGCCGUUGAAGAGGUGUCCGAAGAAUUGGCGGUUGAAGAGGAGACGACUUCGACGGAAGCUUCUGAGCAGACGGUGUCUGAGGAAACUGAACUUGAUGAACCAACGAGUGAAGAGGUGGUAGAGCCAAGCGCUGAGGAGACUGAGACUGUGGAAACCGCUGAUAGCCUUGAGGCUUCUACUGAGCCGGCUUCCGAAGAAUUAUCUGCUGUUGAAGAGGAGGGUAGCGAAGAGGUUGUAGCAUCCGAAGAAGCAGCACCGGCUUCGGAAGAGGAGCCCGCGCCAGUGGAGAGCGCCGAAGAAGCCGAGCCGCUUCCGGAGGAAGAUUUGCUACUGGAGUACGAAAUCCCGACGAACCGUAGAGAUACCUCGCACAUUUACGAGCUCCUCAAUAUCAACGAUGAGUCCGCGGAUAAGGAGGCCGCCCUGCACAAGGUGGCCGAUGUUAUUCUGCGCGAUCUGAAGAAAACCUACGAUACGGCAAUCAAGCCACUCGAAACGCUGUACAAGUACCGCGACCUCAGCAACCGUCACUUUGGUGAUCCGGAAAUCUUUUCGAAGCCACUGAUCCUGUUCAUGGGCCCAUGGAGCGGCGGCAAGUCCACCAUCCUGAACUAUCUCACCAAGAACGAGUACACCCCGAACUCGGUGCGAACUGGUGCUGAACCUUCGCCAGCGUACUUUAACAUUCUGAUGCACGGCGACGAGCCGGAAGUGCUCGACGGAACCCAGCUGGCUGCUGACUGGACCUUCUCGGGACUGCAAAAGUUCGGCCAGGGUCUGCUAGACCGUCUCCGAGGUCAGAAGCUGCCCAACAAGCUGCUCGAACGGGUCAACAUUGUUGAAAUUCCCGGCAUCCUUGAGGUGCGCAAGCAGGUCUCGCAGUACUUCCCCUUCAACGAUGCCUGCCAGUGGUUCAUCGAUCGGGCUGAUAUCAUCUUCCUGGUGUACGACCCGUCCAAGCUCGAUGUCGGACCGGAAACCGAAGCCAUCCUGGAUCAGCUCAAGGGACGCGAGUAUCAGACCCGCAUCCUGCUCAACAAGGCCGACCAGGUCAAGCCGGAGGAGCUGCUCCGCGUCCAGGGUGCCCUGAUCUGGAACAUUUCGCCGCUGAUGUCGUCCGCCCAGCCGCCGGUCAUGUACACCGUGUCCCUGUGGUCCAAUCCGUUCGAAACCGGAGCGCCGACCCGUCUGCUGCAGGCGCAGGAGCGGUCCCUGCUGCUCGACCUGGGCCAGGCCAUCGAAAAGCGUAUCGAAAACAAGAUUGCCAGUGCACGUCGUUUCGCUGUGCGUGUCCGCAACCAUGCCAAAAUGGUCGACUGCUACCUGACGACCUACUACAACCACAAGACGCUGUUCGCGAACAAAAAGUAUGUGUCGGACCAGAUCAUCGGCAACCCGCAGCAGUACCACAUCUACGAGGGACUGUCCACGCUGACGAACAUCUCGCGCUACGAUCUGCCCGACCCGGAGUCGUACCGUGACUUCUUCCAGCUGAACCCGCUGUACGAGUUCCAGAAGCUGUCGGAGACGUGCACGUACUUCCGCGGCUGCCCGAUCAACAAGCUGGACAUUGCGAUCGCGUACGAUCUGCCCGAGCUGGUCGGCAAGUACAAGAAGCUGGCCGAGGCCGCCCUCGAGAAGCUCCAGAUCCCGUCGCAGACGACGGACUUUGGACGACUCAAGGCCAGCAGUUGAGAGCGCCGACCAUGUGAUCACCGUGGACCCUAAAAUUUUGUUUAAUUAUGUUUAUUUCCGUUUUCGCGCGUCUAAUCGUUGAGUUUUUGUUUUGUCCCAACUUAUUUGUUUUUCAUUCUACGAUAACCUUUAGCUUUAGAUGUAGUCCAAAGCAACGCAACACAUACACACAAAACACAACUACAAAAAGUUACAAAUUCUUCAUUGAAGCUGAGCGAAUAAUUGAUCUAUAUAUAAAUUGCAACCUGACAUUUAAACCAAUGCAUUAGAUGAACAAAUGUUACCUUACUUAUAAUUUCGUGUUUCAUGUCGGAUAACUUUCCGUAGUACUUUGUAAGUAAAAAGAGAGCAAAGAGAGGUGAAAAUCACAGAAAACCCGCAUCUUCAAAUUAACAACGUCCAGCAGCAUUGUUUAGGACACCCGAGAACGUGUCACUUGAUUUAGAAGCAGCUUUUGGAGAGAAAGGACAUAACCUCACACAACACGUGUAUGCGCAGGGAGGCGCCAAUUCUGAACAACAGUUGAUCGAUUUCUAGAGAGUAAGAUCUGCAAAUCAGUAUAUUUCAUGAAACAUCGUAGCGCGGAUGGAACGUGUCGGCAUUUAGCACUGCAGCUUGAAAUGGAUCGUUAUAAUUUGUUACAUGAAAACAGUUUUGAAAAUUUGUUGGCAGGUUUCGUAGAACGAUUCCGAAUGGAUGACAAUUUUGUAUUUUCGAACAGUGAAGUAUCACGCUGGGCGCGCUUUCUUGGUGGACACUUAAAAAUUACAGUUUGUCAAGGAAAAUAAAAGCCAAUGUUCACAGUGUCACAAUCAGAGUUAGACAAUAAACAAAUUGAAAGAAUAA
Molecule: messenger RNA, 4169 nt
Organism: Culex pipiens pallens (northern house mosquito)
Lineage: Eukaryota; Metazoa; Arthropoda; Insecta; Diptera; Culicidae
Product: probable serine/threonine-protein kinase kinX
Exons: 20
Coding region: 231-3323 (1030 amino acids)
Molecular function (GO): GTP binding
Source: RefSeq, a predicted model, not a curated record